UAAUACCAAUGUAGUAGUAAGGUCAGUUUUGUUUCCUUUAUUCCAGAGUUCUAUUUUCUCUGUUUACUGAAAGUUGCUACACGUUUUUUAUUUGGAAUAUCAGGAAUGCAGCUUUGACAACAGUAUAAAUAAUUCCAAGAGCAGAGGGCUUUAAGUAGAUAUAAAGUAACUGCUGCUACACUAUACUGCUAGUGCAAAUAGUAAGCAGACUCCCCCUCUGAACAUUACCAUGGACAUUUCAGCUAUUACUUUCACUAUCUGUUCACUCACAUACUAGUUUUUACAGAAAACUAACAAUCUUUGGCCUGUUUUAUAGCUUAUUCUGUUGUUUGGAGUAAAACAAAUAUUUAACAUGAGUCCAUAGUUUUGUGUGUCAUAAUUAAAGCAUCCUAGCAACUAAGAAAGUGUGACUGUGUUAUAUCAUGGACAACAUGAAACCAGUUACUGAACAGACUUUGUAACUAGCAUAGUUACUCAUGGAAGCAUCUGUCAGUCCUGGCAGCUAGAAGCACAUUUCACUGAAUCCUUGAAGAAAGUCUUUCACCAACUUAAUAUAAAGACAUUUCUUAUAAAACAGCAACCAUCAUUAUCUAUGUGGUGUUUGCUGGGGACGUGCACCAGUGCAGCCACCCUUGUAGGGAUAUAGGUGAAAUAGGUAUAUAUGGAUGUUUGUAGGCAGUUACAUAGUCCUAGGAUCCUUCACUUCAAAGGUAUCCUACACCUAAAUUCUUGAUCCCAUCAGAUUCCAUACAGCAAGAGGUCUGUUAAACUGUAACUUUCUCCAAAACAGGUGCAGUAAAUGCUGCAGAGCAUGUACAUCUGCUUAACUCAGCAGGAAACUUUCCUAAUGACUAAUGUGGUGAACACUAUUUAUGGGCAAAACAGGGUUAGGAAAAAGGAAAUUCAUCCACUGUAUCAGAUUUAUAAACAAUUUCAGAUAAGGACUGCCCACAAUGGUGAAAAUAAAGGUUGUAAAUUGGGUCACUCAUGGCACCCUACUGAGCAAGCAAUAACCCUUAUGAAAAGUAAGAGCAGCAGUCAGCAUGCACACAUCACGAGGCCCUACUCAGCCUUGAAUGUUCUCAUGGGUGAUGCAGAAGAGGAAGUCCAGGGGCACAUGCAUGCAGCAUCAACAACAUACCCAAAUGAAAAAAAAAAAACAAUAAUCCAAAUGAAAGUAUAGUUUCACAAUUUGAUUUAGGUUUGCUUAAGCCUUACAUGUACAUUUGGUAGUAAAGACUUCUCAAGAGGAAAAGCUCCAAUUUGAGUGAUUUUCCAGAAGAUUUUAACCCCUAACCUACCACUGACAUGGUAUAAGGGUGAUUUUUGCUUCCGGUUCCCUGGUCUAUUCUCAGCAAUUACUCGCUUCAUACAGAUGUACGAUGUGGUUCACAAAUGUUGCGCAACUCAGAUUUUGCAGCUGAGAAAAUUCGUGGUUCUUUUUGCUUUCUUAAGAAGGGACAAAAAACAGGAUUUCCUGUCACUGAAGCAGCACUUACAGGAACCCAUAACAUCCAUGGACAAUGUAGUAAGCAGCAAAAAUUUCACUCAAAGGUGCACUAUGUGGAAAGUGCCCCUUCCCUCUCCUUUCCCCUCCCCCCCAGAAAUUUACAACACUUACCAAUUUGCUUACCAUAUUAGAAAACAGCUUACAUUGCAAGAAAUGUAAAGAGUAUAAAAUACAAAAGAAACUCAACCUAAAAUGGUAUAAGGCAUCAUAGCUGCAAUGCACACAGGGAAAGGUCAGGUUUGGCUACUUUGCUGUUUUCACUAACAGUCAAACACAUAUAUGUAACAAAAAUUAGCUCUCACCAAGGCCAAGUGGAAGGACAAAGCCAGGAAAAACAAGUGGGGAUUUUAAGUAAUGGACUCAUUAAUAAAAAGCCCACACAUUUCUAUUACAAAUAAACUUGAGCAGAUGCACAGAUACACAAAGCUUAUACACAGUAAUCCUCAGUGACAGAGGAAUGCAUAAGAACGCCCAUAAAGUCUUGCUGUGGCCUGACUUACACACCACAGACAUAUAUACAGCGCCUACAAAAACAUGCUGGUCCACAGCUUUAUGGCCCCUCUGCACCAGACCAAAACAUAAUUGCAGCUGUAUAUCUAUAGAACAGAACAGUGGAAGCAGACCUUUUAGGAAGUAGGUGUACGUGAUUAAGUCAUUAUUAUUUCCAGUACCACUAUAUGUCAAAGAAGAUACAUAAAACACAAACUGGCCUUAAUUGGAGGUAAAGUCAAUACCCAGAUCUGAACUUUUCUACUUAGAAACAUAAUAACUGCCUAUAGUAUUAUCCACCCUGUCAGGGAUCCUCUUACUGACAAGAAUCGGUAAUAGUUGUCUUAGUUGUUGUCUGAGGUAAAAAAUAGAUCUGCAGAGGUUUUAUCAUGGAAACUUUGCCUCCUAAGAUUAACUAAAGAUUGAAAAAGCCUCUUGUAUGCAAGUUUUAGGCUUGUCUGUGAUUACAGAAUGAAAGCAAAUAUGUACCCAUUAGUACACAGAAUGGGUUAAUAAUUCAAUGCAUCACAAAGCGGAAGGAAACCUAGGGGAAAAAAGCAAAAUGAAACCGUUCCCAUCUGAAGAUAUAUUACCCCAUUCUUAAUGAACUACUGAAGGCUUCAGUCGACACAAAAACUGCAAUCAUUUCCUUCAAAACAGUUUCUGUCAAAAUGAAUGGGAGUAUGGUCAGCUUCUCCAAUGGAACAUCAUUGAUCUGCCACAGAGACACCAGAAUUGCACAUGUGGUGUUCCCAGUCCUCUACACCAUCGUUUUCCUUAUUGGACUGAUACUGAACAGUUUGGCUGCUUGGGCUUUCUUCCAAAUUCAAAGCACAUCAACUUUCAUAGUCUACCUUAAAAACACAUUGGUUUCUGAUUCUAUAAUGACUUUAAUGCUUCCUCUUAAAAUUCUUACUGAUUCAGGACUAGGACCGUGGCAACUUAAAGCUUUUGUUUGUCGUGUUUCAGCUGUGAUAUUUUAUGAAGCAAUGUAUGUCAGUAUAGUACUACUUGGUCUUAUCGCUUUUGACAGAUUUCUCAAAAUUGCACGACCUUAUGGGAAGCUUUGGGUGCAAAAUGUCACAUCUGCAAAAAUUCUUGCAGGGAUUGUUUGGAUUUCUUUCUUCAGUGUCUCUUUGCCAAACAUGAUUUUAUCAAACAAAAAAGCCACGUCCCUCUCCGUGAAGAAGUGUGCUUCUCUGAAGAAUCACUUAGGACUGAAAUGGCAUGAAGCUGUCAAUUAUAUGUGUCAGUUUGUUUUCUGGGCUGUAUUAAUUCUAAUGCUUAUCUUUUAUGCAGUUAUUACCAAAAAGGUAUACCUGUCUUAUAGAAAAACUCAGAAGAAAGAUAGCAAAAGCAAACGAAGGACCAAAUGGAAAGUAUUCAUCAUUGUCAUAGUUUUUUUCAUAUGUUUUGCUCCAUAUCAUUUUUCUAGAGUACCAUACACUCUAAGUCAAACCCACCAGAGAAUGGACUGUAGCAUACAGAAUCAAUUAUUCAUUGCCAAAGAAGGUACUCUUUGGCUAGCUAGUACAAAUAUUUGCAUGGAUCCCCUGAUAUAUAUAUUCUUGUGCAGAUCAUUUCUAGAAAAAGCAUUCUGUGUUAAGGUGAAAAAAUUUAGAAGUACAAUUCAUGAAAAUCCAACAGUUCCAAUGGACACUAGAAUAUCAGCGUAGAUUCCUGAUUUGGUAAUUUGGAACUCUGUAAGUAGAAGGAGUGCACACAGCAGGCAGUAUUCGAUUCGGAUUUGGCCCGAGUUGGGGGACAGUGAUUCAAUUCACUGAU
This is a messenger RNA of Gavialis gangeticus (Gharial), 3784 nucleotides long. RefSeq names its product purinergic receptor P2Y13 (gene P2RY13). Gene Ontology annotation, biological process: negative regulation of adenylate cyclase activity; G protein-coupled receptor signaling pathway. The transcript has 3 exons. Lineage: Eukaryota; Metazoa; Chordata; Crocodylia; Gavialidae. Gene Ontology annotation, cellular component: membrane. The record is from RefSeq and is a predicted model, not a curated record. The coding region runs from base 2671 to 3675 and encodes 334 amino acids. Gene Ontology annotation, molecular function: G protein-coupled purinergic nucleotide receptor activity.